Molecule: messenger RNA, 420 nt
Organism: Miscanthus lutarioriparius
Lineage: Eukaryota; Viridiplantae; Streptophyta; Magnoliopsida; Poales; Poaceae
Source: the annotation of a GenBank genome assembly
AUGGAGUUGGCAGAGGUCUUUGCCGACGAUGGCAAUCGAGCGCGGAGGCGAGGUGGAUCUGGGCGGCCAUUGGCCCGCGCCUUACCUCCGCCGUGGUUGCCCCGAAGAAGACCUCAACGCCCUGGCCGUAAAUGCGGACGAGCACGUUAUGCGGGUCGCCCUCGCCGCCGAGCGACCCUUGAUCUAGGACAUGACGAGCACGCUGGGGUCCACCUCGCUGCCCCAGAGGUCACCGGCGAGGCGGUGCAGGACGCGGUGCGCGUCCUUCGGGAUCCAGUCGAUGCUGGUGCUCCGCUUCAGCGCCGGCGCGGGAGCCGCGGCCUCCGCGCGUGGCGGUGGGUCGACGACGUCCAUCGGCGGCGCGCGGAGGAGCACAAGGAGGAGGCGGCGAUCUGCAGAGAGUCGGAGAGGUGGGGGUGA